AUGAUACCGAAUCCUUCCGCCGGCGUCCAGAAUUGGGCACAACAUUCUCGUGCUCCCAGCGCAGCGCGGCCAGGCGAUCUGGCCGCGCCUCGCCUGGACAAGCCAUCCAUGGCCACCGCGCCUCUGUCGUUCUCCCAACAGUCAGUUGUCGACCUGACCGCGCACGAGGCCGCCCUCCCGGACAGCGAACACCUGAACAAGAAGCCCAAGCUGGACACAGGCCUUUCUAGUUUAGGAGGACCGGUAACAGCCACAAAGAGCGCAGAGCCUCGCAGUGCAACCGCAAAUGGCGGUGGCAUCGCAAGACCCACCGCGGUGUCUGGCCGUGGUCGACCGGCCUAUUCUUUUCAAGACUUGGUGACGGAAACAUACGGCGGUAGCGUUUUCACUGGAAAUGCUGCUUCAGGCUCGCAGGCUUCACGGCCUCCGUCUCCACCGCCGUUUCCCGCGCGACCUUGGAAGCAUGCUUCGGCUUUCCAGGCGACAAACGUGGCCGCUCCUGCGCAAGAAGGUAUCUUUGACCGCCAAGUUCAAACGACUCCGUACCAGUCGGAAGUUCCAGCCAUUGCUCCAGCGCUCACUGCAGAUAAAGUGGCUGAUUACUUCCCCUGGAGCCAAUACGGAAACCACCCCGAAGAUAAUCUAACCGACCAUGCUGUGAAAAAUGGAUACUACGACAAGCAGCCGCCUUCGAACUGCGAUGUCCAAGCUCCGACUUGCAAACUAUCGAGCCAAUUGAAGAACCGGUCCAGCUUGCAGCUUUUGUCCUCUGUGUUUGCAGCUGCUUUGGAGAAACGACAGACCCACAACAAGAUUUCGUCAGCUUCAACGUUCAAACCGCCACCCCGGGUCACUCUCACGGAUAACAAGAGAGAAGCGUGGUUACGGGAUCUAGCAAACCCAUCAGUUAAUUUGCGGCGGUUAAGCCGGACCAUCCCCCACGGCAUCCGAGGCAAAGUGCUGCUUGAUCAGUGUCUCAGCAAGGGUGUUCCUAUCGGAAGGGCUAUCUGGUUGGCCAAAUGUGUCGGUGCGAAUGAGAUUCGCGCUUUCAAAAGAAAAGGAACCAGCGGCCCCCUUUCGCAGGGUCUCGAGAUCAAAUGGGUUCGCGAGUGGACUGCAAGUGUACAGCUGUUUAUCGAAGGAGUAAUCCAAGCCUGUGGAAAAGAAGGCUGGAAGCAAAAAAUAACUUAUGCGGUGCGACUCGCUGCUCGUUUAUUUUUCGAGAACCUUCUUGAUCAAGACUGCUUUUUGGAUUGGUAUCUGUCGUCACUUGAAAAUUCCACUCUGGACGCUACCCCCGUGUGGCUUUUGAUGCUAGGGGUUUACUGGGAAAGUCUGACACAGUUCCGGAAACGAGGACGACGCAUGGCCGAAGCUUUACUUGAGAAACUCCGACAAGCACAUGCUGCUGAACCAAGGACAACGUAUCAGCCUCUCAUCGACCGACUCGCUUUAUUGGUGCGUCGACUCUGCGGGGAGUGUUCGUCUUCCGUUGUUCUCCCACGAACGUGGGACCAAUACCGAGAUUUUGUGUCGUCUUCAUUGAACGUGGAGGAUGCGACUGAAAAGGCUAUACUCGAAUCUAUCACUAUUCGGAAUACUCGUGUCAAAAAACACAAGGACUGCCGCCAGUCUAUACAGCGGUCUCCACACCAACAAAUUAUCAAGCUCUUGGACGCUACGCUUUCUACGUAUGAUAUACCUACCCUGUCCCACGCGUGUCUUGACGCUAUGAAAGAUCGCGAGGCUUUGGUCCAUGAGAUUUUAGAAUGGGCAGGCAGUCGUUUCCGUCACGGAUUGGUCCGAGUAUACAUUACUGUCCGGCUGUUGCGUAAAUGGAAACGGUUAGGGAUGGAUAUUGAUGGCUACAUUUUCUCAUUCAUUACGAAAGCUCGCGGCAACAACUCCAUUCACAUGUCCAACAUACAUCAUGUUAUUGUGGAGCUGAUUCGAUCUCAAACUUUUUCCGUGAGCCGAUACCUACAGUGGUUGGUUGCGAGAGGUGCGGUCGAGCAAUACCGCCAGGAUAGUUCAGAAAAUAGCUCUGUCCCCGCCGAUAUCGAGCUUCUAUCCCACAUCCCCAUCAAUCGGUUACCACGCCAUUUGCGAAAUCUUCGAGACAUGCUUAUAAAUCGCGCGGGACUUGGCGUAUCAGAACAAGAGCUGUCACCAGCCAUCAAAUCUGACCUGAAGCGACAACUGCCAGAAGUUUUUGAAACUGACGAUAGUGAUGAUAUGAUGGACUGUGAGGUUGACCAUUCUCAUUUAACAUGGGCUGUCAAAGCCGAGAUCGGCCAAUGGAUCCGCGGCGCUGUGUCCGAGCACUACGGUGACGGCCCUCGCCAUGGCGUCAAAGGUUACGAGAGUGCAGUGGAAGCAUCGUCGCUAACUCACGAGGAAUUCUUUGUGGUUCGGUCAACGCUCGAGGAGUACGGGGACAUUGCCAUGCUUGCUGACGUUCUUAUCGAUGCCUCGAAUUCUGACGAUAUCCGGGUUCUUGUCUCGGCCGUCGACACGCUAAACCGUCACUUUAGCUGCUUUACUGUCAUUGGUGCGUUGAACGACUUGUUUAGGAACUUUUAUGGGGCCUUUCUUCGAAUGAAACAGCAUGAAGAAGCUCUCUACGAUCUGGCAUAUUCGUUGGUUGAAGUCGGCCACCGCCUGCCUAACGAGUUUAAUUCGAUCAUUUUGCUUCGACAAGAACUCUCGCGAGGUGACCGUAAGCUUGCCGUGGCAGCUUGUUCUCCUGUUUCGGACCACAUGGCAGAGACUUUGAAUGACGCCAACCCUUCAUUCAAUGAUGAUAUGGACCAAUUUUUGUCGUCUGGGAAUAGCAUGGACGAAAGCACUUUGGUUAUUGUGUUUCAGAAGCUGAUCCAGCAACUAACAAGUUCUCAUGAGGGUAAAGGCGGCCUCACUACCGAAACGACGUGUCGCCAUCUAGUGCAGCUCAGAUCUUUCAACCCGAAGCAAUUUGAUCUUUUGUUGAUUCAGUGGAUUGGUGAUACCAUCAAGUCUUCCACGCGACCUCGGUUGUCUCGGUUUUUGGGUCCACUGGUUGGCAUCGGGUGUGUGACUCUUCCCGGGUUUACACUGCUGGCGAAGAAGCUGCUGCAUGAAGAGUCGGAGAUCCCAGCUCUGCCAGGAUUUCAAUUGGAUUUUCUCGGACUCAUGCUGCCUAGCGCUGAGAAUAAUUUGUUAUCUCAGUUCCUCUCCUAUCGAUUUAAACUAGCACAAGAGGAAUUUUUAUCGAAGCAUGCAAACGAAGUUUUUACGGCCAUUCAGGAUACUGCCGUUAUUAUGACAAGGGCUCCAGCCAAUAACGAUGCCAACCUUCAACAUUUAUGGAGUAAACGCACAGUACCGCUGCUUCGAGAAAUUCUUGUACGCCACGCGGGAGACGACGCGCAGGACUACAUCCAUGUUAUGCUGAAAGACAACCCUGCUACGCUCGGUAUUGCCCGCGAUGCGUUGGACCAGCUGUUGAACUUUGAGUCUAAUGAACAAUCGCAAAAUGAAAACAGUCUAUCGGAAGCUGAAUCGACAAUCAACAUGGCCGACAACUUUUCUCUGCCUUUUUGCCAGAUGAAGCUGCAGAUGCUCUUCAACACGGAAGCCGGUGAUGACGUUAGGAACAGCAUUGUGGACGUCAUGUUCAAGUCGGCCGUAGCCGAUGUCCAAACAGGGCGGACUCACUGGCUUGAUCUGGUAACGCUGAUGAGCCAGGAGGCAGUAGAGCAGAUUCGACAAAAAGCUGAGAAUAGCUUCUUCUCUGUGGCACAAUCUGACAGCUCGCUCGACGGAGCGUCCGACAGCGACAGACUCGCGAUUCAUGCCAAUGCCAAGGUGUAUCUUUCUAUUGUCGACGGACUUGCGUAUAGCAUCCCGGAAGAAGGAGUGCCCUCUAUUGGGCCGGUUUUGGUUGAGAAGAUGAACACUCUUCUUCAGAAACUCAUCAUGAUUCAAAUGACAUUUCGCAACUUUCGCGAGGACCCUGGCAGUGUUGAGCAUAAACAAAUCGCACGCACACUAUCCAUAUGCGAAGAGAGUUUUCUUUUCUGGUUCACCGCAAUGCUGCGCAUGGUCAAGAUCCACCGUGCCGCCUUUGACCAACCGUGGUCGCCAUCACUACAACGACCUCAUGCGCUCCUCGACCAAUCUCGACUACUCGUGUCUAUUUGCUGCCUUGCAUUGUCACCGCUCAAUCUCACCUCUCGGCCUCCAGUAGGCACGUCCGCGGUCUCUAUGACAGCACUGGAGCAACAAACACGCGUGGGCAACACCAUACAAACAUACGCUCUCGACAUAGCAUCCUCCCUUAUUGACACUCUUCCCGACGAAGCACGCGUACAGUGUGCGCGAUUCCUCAAGGACCGAUGUCCUCCUUUCUUACAUGUCCAAAACGAGCCCCGUCUUCUUUACCUCUUUGGCCCUGUUUCCGACAUCAUCCCUACAGGCUCUUCUCAGUCAGUGUCUGGGUCAUCCCCAGCUCCCUCUGGAGCUGCCACUAUGUCUUCUUCUGCGCUUACCCCGUCUGCAAACACCGCACCUGCAGCCAGCAACACUGGCGGCGUUGUGGCUGCACCGGCGGGGAUAUCAGAAGAUCCGAAUGCCAUGGCCAAUCGCCUCCGUGUACAAAGUCGCGGUCGCAUAGUCGGCUCAUAUCAUCUACGUCCAUGGGAGAUGCUCGAAGAAGCAGCCCCCGUCGUUGGGACGAAUGACACUGCAGUCGAUUUGAAUUUUUUCGGCGCUCGAAAGUUGACCCAACUUACUAAGAAUCGAAACAUGACUGAACCACGAAAUAAUAAACCUUCUUCUACAACCCGUCAAAAGGCAUGCAGCGCAUGCACAAAGGCCAAAAGACGAUGCGAUCUGCGGCAUCCGGCGUGUCGGCGGUGCGUGGUCAAGGGGAUUGAGUGUCACUAUGUUUCGACGAGACUGCAUGAUAGUAGUACUAGUGGAAGUAGCCCUGGCAGCGCCAGCACCAGCAGUGGCAGCAGCAGUGGUAGAAAUAUCAAUGCAAAACGACAAAAACAGAAACUACAAAAGUCCUUUUCGACGGCUGUUGAGGUGAGGAAGAGCUAUGAUGGCUAUUUACCACCUGGUGUACAACAACAACAACAACAACAACAACAACAACAACAACAGCAUGAUAAUAACGAAGUUGAUGAUAUCCUCCUCUCCAUUCUCUCUUCCGAAGCAGAAGAAGAGAAAAACAACAAUAACAACAACUUGCUCUCAGCAGCAGCCAUGAUGAGCAGCACCGCUGCAUAUCCACUCUCCUACUAUCCAAACAUCAACAAAACUUAUGAAUACCAAUUCUUCCUAACCCCAACCUCCUGGCACGUCACCGACGCCGACCGCCGCAGCGCUCCGCGACCCAGCUGGAAAAUGCCGCAUCUGAACGACUCGGUACAGCAAGUGUUGCGCUGGGUGAAGCAGUGGUUUGACGAAGGCAGUAACGCGUUUAUCCACAAGCAUCUUUACGGCCCCGAUGGAUCAAGGAUGCCGAAAUGCAUGCAAGAUGCGUACACCGCGUGCGCCGCGUAUUUUGGAUGCACGGAGCGGAAUCGCAGUAUGGUGUUGCGCAUUAUCGAGGAUCGCGUGCAGAUGUUACUUGACGAGGAGGAUGAACCAUUAUCCUGGGGUUUAUCAACAGCAAGAAAAGGAGUUGUGGCCGAGCAUCUCGCGCGCGUACAGGCGCUGCUCGCGUAUCAGGUACUGCGUCUUCUCUCCGGCGACGCGCGCCAACGCACUAUGGCCGAGGAAUUGUUUCCGACGCUGCGCGGAUGGAGUAUGCAAAUGCUCGAAUGCGCGUUACUGUCUAGCCAGUACGUGCAGCAGCAACAGUUGAUUAGUAGUAGUAGCGACAGCAUGAUGGCAGUGGCCGAAGCGCCCGCUGCUCAAAAACGCGAGUCGGAAUGGCAAGCCUGGAUCCUCGCCGAAAGCGUGCGGCGCACAUGGCUCGUCGCGGGCCAUACACAGUGCAUCUACGGUUUAUUGCGGGACGGUAUAUCUACGUGUCCCGGUGGGCUGAUGUUCACGACGCGAGAGGGCCUGUGGCAGGCGAACUCGGCGGAGGAGUGGUGGGAGAAGUGCUGGCAGAAGGAUGUGCUGUUUUGUCACAGUUUGGAGACGCAUACGCAAUUAAUAAAGAAAGCGAGGCCGGAGGAAGUGGAUGAUUUUGGGAUGUUUGUGUUGAGGAUUCUUUCGGAGAAGGAGGAGGUUGAGAGGGUGUGGUUGGACAGUCCAGAGAGUGUAUAG
Talaromyces rugulosus is the source of this 6264-nucleotide messenger RNA. RefSeq lists its product as uncharacterized. NCBI's taxonomy places the organism in Eukaryota, Fungi, Ascomycota, Eurotiomycetes, Eurotiales, Trichocomaceae. Bases 1 to 6264 code for a protein of 2087 amino acids. The record is from RefSeq and is a predicted model, not a curated record. Gene Ontology annotation, cellular component: mediator complex. The transcript has 5 exons. Gene Ontology annotation, molecular function: transcription coregulator activity; zinc ion binding; DNA-binding transcription factor activity, RNA polymerase II-specific. Gene Ontology annotation, biological process: regulation of transcription by RNA polymerase II.